CCAUUCAUAUUUUAGCGUUUGAUGAAUCUUUUUUUUUUCAAAAAAAGAAGAAACGCAAAACGCCGACUCUAUAAGGUGUCAAAGCAUUUCUCAAAUUGUAUUUGUUUGCCCAACAAACAAGUAAAACCUCUCCGAUCAUAAUAUAUUCAAUCUCUCCAGUGAUCGAAAUCGAUGGAGAGUACAGAUUCUUCCGGUGGUCCGCCGCCGCAGCCUAACCUUCCUCCUGGAUUCCGAUUUCACCCAACAGACGAAGAACUCGUGAUUCACUACCUCAAACGCAAAGCAGAUUCUUCUCCUUUACCCGUCGCCAUCAUCGCCGACGUCGAUCUCUACAAAUUCGAUCCAUGGGAACUUCCCGAGAAAGCUUUGUUCGGAGAACAGGAAUGGUAUUUUUUCAGUCCACGAGAUCGGAAAUAUCCAAACGGAGCUAGACCGAACAGAGCAGCGACUUCCGGUUAUUGGAAAGCGACCGGUACAGAUAAACCGGUGAUUUCAACCGGCGGCGACGGAAACAAAAAAGUCGGAGUUAAGAAAGCUCUCGUCUUCUACAGUGGGAAACCACCAAAAGGAGUGAAAUCGGAUUGGAUCAUGCACGAAUAUCGCUUAACCGAUAAUAAACCAAGUCUCAGAUGUGACUUCGGCAACAAGAAAAACUCCCUCCGGCUUGAUGAUUGGGUGUUGUGUCGAAUCUACAAGAAAAAUAAUAGCACAUCAUCUCGACAUCAUCAUCAUCAUCUAGAUAACGAUAAGGAUCAUUAUCAUCAUCAUCAUCAUGAUAUGAUGAUCGAUAGUGAUCUCUACCGUCAAAUCCCUCUCAGUCGCAAUGUCUCCAGAAUGAAUUUUUUCCCGACGAUUUUCUCCGAUAACAACGAUCCGGCGGCGAUAUACGACGGUGGUGGUGGCGGCGGCGUAAAUUAUUCGGUGAAUCACGAUUUCGCAUCGUCGUCUGGAUCGAAGCCGGAGCAGUUGCUUUCUUCGCCGACGAUGAUGAUGACGACGACGGCGAAUCCGAGACGGAAUGUUCCGAUGCCGUUUUGGGAAGAGGGAAAUGAAGAUCCGGCAAAGAGGUUUAAUGGUGGCGUUGGAGAUAGUUUAAACGUCGUCUCUCCAAUGGCGGCGCCGCCAUUAAUGCAGCAGCAAAGUGGGGUUUUGGGAGAAGGAUUGAUCAGAACGUCGUACCAAUUACCCGGUUUGAAUUGGUACACUUAAGAUAAAUUAGAAUUCCAAUUUAGAUGGUUUUCAGGUUACGGAUUUUAAAGAUUUGUAUAUACGGUUUGCGUAAAUUUGGGGAUUGGGAAUUACGGUUGAUUUUAAUUUUAUCGGGUUAGAACGAAGGAGAUUAAAUUACAGAGAUUAGAGAGGUGAGGCAACAUAUAAAAGUUACAACAAUAGGGUUAUUUUUUUUCUUCCUUUUCUUCUUUUUCUUCUUAUUAUUAUUCACGAGAUGUAUAGUUGAUUACACUACUUGGCUGUUUGUAGAUUGUAUAAAUCGAUGCAUAUAAAAGAGAGAAAGAAAUUAACAGUCGUAGA
Molecule: messenger RNA, 1530 nt
Organism: Eutrema salsugineum
Lineage: Eukaryota; Viridiplantae; Streptophyta; Magnoliopsida; Brassicales; Brassicaceae
Product: NAC domain-containing protein 18
Exons: 3
Coding region: 172-1209 (345 amino acids)
Biological process (GO): regulation of DNA-templated transcription
Molecular function (GO): DNA binding
Source: RefSeq, a predicted model, not a curated record